This is a messenger RNA of Pichia kudriavzevii, 1812 nucleotides long. RefSeq lists its product as uncharacterized. Lineage: Eukaryota; Fungi; Ascomycota; Pichiomycetes; Pichiales; Pichiaceae. The transcript has a single exon. The record is from RefSeq and is a predicted model, not a curated record. Gene Ontology annotation, molecular function: SNAP receptor activity; syntaxin binding. Gene Ontology annotation, cellular component: SNARE complex; plasma membrane. Gene Ontology annotation, biological process: exocytosis; vesicle fusion. The coding region runs from base 1 to 1812 and encodes 603 amino acids.
AUGGGGCUCAAGAAGUUUUUCAGAUCUGAAAAGGAAAUGUCCAAAGAGGAAGCAAAGGAAUUCUUGCAAACAAAUGGAGUGGUUGUUAAAGACGAUGCCGAUUACUAUAAAAGGAAGUUCAAGUUUCAGGAGUUUGGGAAGCUUGUACAGGACAAGCCAAUCAAGGACAAUACACUAAGGCCUGUAAAUAACAGCAGAAUGACUGCCUAUGGCGACUAUGAUGAUGACUACAACCCUAGUGGGAAUAACUAUGAUUCUAGCUACGGCAGCUCCAAUCAAGGAUAUGGAUAUGAUGCAUAUACCAGUGAGUACUCUCCGGGCACGAGAACACAAAAAGAGUACAGAGCACCUUCAAGUACAAACACUGGUAGGCAUGACAGACCACAACCAGCAUAUAGCAGCUCGUAUUCAUCUCAAGCAAAUGGUGAAAGAAAACCCAAAAAUAGCAGGUCACAGCCACAAAAUUAUAAUUCGUAUUCUCAACCGUCUCGGACAUCAGGCAAAUCCUCCACAAUUUACGGAUGCUCUCCAAGUGAAGGCGCUUCACAACAAUCAAUAAAAGAUAUUCCCAGGAAUGAUAAUAAAUAUGGAUAUGAACCGUCAAUUUCAAAUUAUAAUGAAUCUAAUGGAUACGGCUUCGAUCCUUAUGAAGAGACUUCGGUGGUGUCCAAAGCCGGAGAUCCAAAUGCAUUAAGCAAAGUUGAGACGUCAAAUACAACAGUCACAAAAUCGACAUACGACCCAUUUGCACCGGGCGAAGAACCUUACGGUAGUUACAGUGGCUAUGGUGGCUAUGAAGUACAGGCCAAACAAGAAGAGCCAGAGGAUGAUGAUCAAUUUGAUGGUCCUUAUGGUAAUUCUGUUGAUCCUUACACCGCUCCAUAUGCCCAGCAACAAGAUGCAGCCACUAUUACGGAUGCUGCAGUCAAUGAUGCUGCGACAGGAAUGCAGGCACUACAGUUACAGGAAGAACAGAAACAAAAGCAGGAGCAAGAACAAAACCAAGGUUUUGACCCCUACGGGCCUACGGUAUCCACCCAAACUGAUUUGGAUUUGAAUGAUUAUCAACCGGCUGAACAAGCAUACGAUGAGGAUGAAUUUGAGGAGGAUUUAGAUGAGGAUGAGGAGGAAUUGAAUAGAAUUCAAAGGCAGACCAAAGAUGUUAGAGAAGAUACUGUUCAGCUAUCCCGUCAAUUAGUCGAUAAUCUUGUACAGGCAAAUGACACAGCUACAAAUACCCUUGGUGUGUUAGGAAGCCAGCGGGAGAAAAUUUACGAAAUGCAAAACAAUAUAGGAACGAUGAAAGUGCAACAAAGAUUUGUUGAUGACCAUGUCAAAGAUCUCGAACAUUAUAACCGUAGUUUAUUCCAUAUUAAGGUGUCAAACCCAUUUACUAGAAAUUCAAGAAGAAGGGCUAAAGAUCAGGCGUUUUUAGCUCAAAGACAGGAAGAUCGUUCAAACAAGGAUCGUUUAAAUAAGGACUUACUGAACUCUCAAAAAGCUUUAAUAAAUGGUUUGAAAGUUGACCAAACCAAAUCUGAAUUACAAGAAAAAUACGAUUAUGACCGUCGUGUCAAGGAAGCUGCUAAAUAUUUAACGAAGGAUCAUGACGAGGAAGAUGAACGUAUGGAAGUGGAAAUCGGCACAAACAUCGAUCAAGCGCAAAAGUUUGCAAACCACUUAAAGAAGAAAGCCGAAGCAAUGAAUCUAGAAAUCCAACAGCAGAACAGAGACCUUAAUGAGGCCAGUGAAAAUGUUGAUCACUUGGACGACAAGAUAGUUAUGACUACCAGAAGAAUUAGAGGAAUAUAA